Messenger RNA from Cylindrotheca closterium, 273 nucleotides. The record is from the annotation of a GenBank genome assembly. NCBI's taxonomy places the organism in Eukaryota, Bacillariophyta, Bacillariophyceae, Bacillariales, Bacillariaceae.
AUGGGAGUCUCGGAGUCUCCCUUGUCCAUGGCUGAUUUGAGAAAGAAAAUGACACCAUCGGCCAUAUUCAGUUCUGAACAAGAGUUGGUAAUGCAGGCCGCCUUUAUUGCAUUAAAGCUGAAAGAGAAGAAGGCUGCUUCUGUGAAAGGAUCUACUCGUCGUCCUGACAUGUCUAAUGGCGCUGCCAUCGCUGAGCUUUGCGACCUAUGCGCCAACACUUCCCCCCUGAAGGAUACUACUACCAAUGAUCCUUCUAAAAAUGAGAGCUUUUAA